GAAGAGUUCAAAAGGACAUUCGUCUGCAUAUAGUAAUUUAGAAAUGAUUGAUGCACCACCUAUUGGAAUAUAGACCGAUGAUACGUUUCAUACCCUAGGAAUUAUAGGGAAAUUGCGUGUAAAGUAUUGAACAGCGUGGAGGUCGGUAAUCAAGAUCGAAGAAGUCUCGGGCAACGAUGGGAUCAUCUCUGGUAAACGUUGCAGCUAUUCGAUGGGAUAAGCUCGAAAGACGCUUUUGCAACAUCACGAUGUUCUAUCGUCGCUCAUAAGAGGCCGCAUUCGCCACGUUACUUUUAAUUUCAUUCUCGUAGACCAUCUCGUCGAUCACAGUGUGCCGUCUGGCGUUCCGCGAAGCUGCGCCAAGCGAAUACUUUGUAUCCGCUUAGACGCUAACUAACCUCACUUUUGCGAAAAUCAUGUACUCGAGGAAAGAAACGAAGAAAGAAUUCUUAAAUCAUUUCGAGUCUCGACGACACGCUGUGCUUGUCGCGUGCGAAUUAGAAUUCCCGAAGAUAACGGUUCCGAAAAUUCGAACCAUUUGUCGAAGGAAAGGACGAGGGAGGAAGGGUAGAAAAAAAUUUACCUGCGACCAAAUUGGAACCAAGGGACGUUCAUUGGUCGAUGGCGCGUACCUGCGGCGAACGCGCAGUAGCGCGCAAGUAUACGUGUAUCCUUUCCCGCACGCCCCUUCCUUGGGAAAGGACGAAGCGACCCGUCUGGUUCCCGUUACGGCAGACAUCGGUUGUGGCUCGCGAAGGAAAGGUGGCACAGCGGAGAAAAAUCAGCGCGUAAACAGUCGAAAUAGUGCGAUCGCCAGUGAUCGUCAGUCUAUCGCUAGCUCCCGUCGCGGAAAGUGGACGCGUUCCAGGUAGAUAACUAUAGUGUGCGUGUCGCCUUUGUUCAACGCGCAUGGUCCGUCGCGAAGAACCACCCUGCUCCUUCUAAUUACUUUAAUCACCGAGAGGCGAGCCUAUUCGACGCGUGUGCCCUCCGUGCUCCGUGUUCGCCGAGAGACGCGAGAUCCAAAGUGCACGGAUUCGUAGAAUCGUCCAACGAAGAUGGCGGCGUGAAUCUCUAUCGGCGAUUGGACUCGUCGAUCGUUCCGCGACGUUGGAUCACACGGAUACCGUUCGCGAUCGUCGCAACGUAAAUAUCUAGACGCGUCGGUACCCGAUAUCUCGUGGAAAGCAUUCGAAGAACGCAGUGAUGCUGGUCUAGUAUCGCGACACGGUCGGUAACGCGCGCGAACCAACGCAAAAAGGUCCGUUAACCCCGUUUUUUCGUACCUUACCCCGUUGGAAAUCGAGAAAGUGUGUACGACGACGUUAGUUGAACGUCGCCCGUCGUUCCCGAAUCCCGCUGAGUUACGACGGUAACGAGAAAUCGGGACACACGAGGGCCGAUGAACUAGAACGAAGCGACGGAUACGAUCGUCGAAGUCGAACGGAGCGCGCUGGACACGGUCACGCACGAAUGGAGGGUGACCGUCUAAAAAGUUGUCGCGGAUUCCCGAGCGAAUGGCUACGACGGUAGUGGACGCCGGUUAACGCUCGACGAACGAAGCACAGCGGUCGGAUUAAUUUUUUUGUGGGGAACGAUCGCGAUACACACGAGGAAUUCUGGUUCGCUGGGAACGAAGGAAUAUACGCGAAACGUAAGGAGCGAAAGGCGGCGAGGAACGCGGGAGAAACAGAGAGGGAUAUGAAAAUCGGCGGAUCGCGCGUCGAGUCGGACGUAGUCGAAUGAGAGCUAGCAAGAGAAGAGGGCUUGUCCGGAUGGGAGUAACAGCGGUUGCCGGAUCGUCGGUUUCUGCGGAGUGUUCGAGGUCGCGGCAACGAGAAGAAAGACAUCAGUGUUCGAGAUCGAGCGACGAAGCAUGGGAACGACCACCGGGAGGUUCGGUGGUAUGGAGAUGAGACACUCGCGGAGCGAGGAUCUGCUCGGCGUGAUAUCCGGCUCGCGUUCCCCGAGUCCAAGCGUGCCUUUGCCGAGCACCGCCUCCGAGGACGACCUGAUAGCGGCCAGCGCCCUCCACGAGGCCGCCGACUCCAAACCACCGCCGUGUCGCUUGUUGUCCUCCAGGGUCGUGGGACCCCCAGGUGUCCCGGCGGAUCGCAUCGAUCCCGAGGAUUCCAUCAGAGACAUCGUCACCGAGAAUGAUCUUUACAGGUUCGUGUUGUUCAAGCGCCACUACGACAAAUACAUCGCCCUGUCCGCCAAGUACGAAGAAGCCAAGGGUAUCGCGUAUUACCUGGAGGAACGUUAUCACGAAGUCAAGGCCGAGAGAGACAAAUUGGAGGAGAAUCGACGUAUCCUGGAGAAACGGCUGGAAGGAUGCGAGGCAGAGCUACGCGGCAAGGAGGACGAGCUCUUUCUCCAACUGGAACGAAGCCUCCGGCUGGAGGAGGAGGUGGAAAGGGCUAAAACCGACCGAGACAGCUGCGUGGCAGCGCGGGAUCGUCUAGACAGGCAACGCGAGGUGGCUUUGCGUCGUCUGCAGAUGCAACUGGCGCAAAACGAGAUUACAAGGCAGACUCUGGAACGGGCUCGGCAGGAUGUCGUCAGACAAGCUACUGUUAUCCGUGCCGAGCGCGAUGCUCUUGAAAGAGAGAACGAAGUGCUGAAGGAGAAGCUACGGGUGGAGCAGGGCGAGCUGGGCGAAGAAAGACGCAGGCGAGAGGAAGGUGUCGCGGCCCUGACACGAGAAACGAUCACGUUGAGACACGCCGCGCGACAUCUCCGCGCGGCAACGCUUCAUGCCACGUCUUGCCGUCGUCGUCGACGAUGUUCCGUUUGUUUGUACGCGAGACGCACGUUUGCGGAGGUCGACGAUUAUCGCGACGACGGUAAUAUAUUCAAGUGCCUUCAAGCACCGCUGCAGGACCUGCGUACUUGGUUGCGACCCAGCGCAACGCCUGCGACAUCGUCAACGCGCGCGCAGAGGACCAAUUCGCCUUUAGCCGAUCGAGAAAUAAGCUUCAUCGACGACUCCAGCGUGGACAGUAGCGCCGGUGGGAGCAACGGCAGCAGCAGCAGUACGACCAGCAGUAACAGUGCCUCGGACGACGAAGCAUAUCCGAGCACCCCUGUCGCCGAAAUCUCGCUUUCGUCGGCCAACUCCAGCGCUCCACCUACAGCCAGAGCCUUUUCUUCCGAUUCAGGGUUCUCUUCGGAAAUCGGAGACCGAAGAUCGCGAUGCUACGAAAACGGAGGUAGCAGCACCAGCAGCAGCAGCGGCAAGAGCAGAAAGAUCAGCGAGUCGCUCAGUUGCAGCGAGCCGGACGAACAAAGCACAGCAGGAUUCAGUCGUUCGAGAUGGACCUCGUCGUUUCGCAAAUUACUCGGACGGAAACCGAAAGCCAAAUCCACGCCUGAUCGCCCGUCGUAAAGAAGGCGAAGACUGAGAAACGCGUUAACGAAUCGUGCACGAAUACACGUAGUGCGAAAUCACCGUGAAAUUUAGUGCCCCACAUUUAUCCUUUCGGCCUCGUCGUUGAUCCGUCGAAAUUGUAUUCGCUUUAAUCCGUGAAACAUUCCAUAUGAAUAUUCUCGAGAGUUAGAAACCAACGCGAUACUGCCAACGUAUCGAUAUUAACGGGAUCGCGGAAAUACCUUCCUGAGAACUUGUUAACGACCACAGGUUUCAAGCUACACUCGGUAGAAACUUUUAUCCUCGCAGGAGAUCGUCGCGAUCACUUAUCAAUAGUUUACUUGCUCGUAUGUAAUGCACUUUGGCUGAAUUGUCGACCGUUAAGACUCGCGACGUUACGUAGGAAUUGAAUUUUAAACGAUUAUUAGCGCCAACGAUCGAUCAAAUUGAAUCGAGUGCGUACAAUGUUAGUUACGGGAAAAAAAGUAUGUUAAAAUAAUAUGAAAGUUCGAUCAUGAAUUUUUAAACGACUUGUUUUCAAUUGGAUCAGAAAAUAACGUUAUUAUUCAUGACGUGGUUUAGGUUGUUGUCUUUGUACUGUUAUUGUUAGGGUGACUGUUGUCUUAUUAGCCAAAGAACAUAGUACUUUUAUAUGCGAACGAACGUUUAAACGUAACCGAUCGGUCGCGAUUCGAUUCUUUAGAUAGAUCCGUAGAACUACGAAUGUUGAACGUUGCAAUCCUUUCUAGCGUCGUGUGAAAUUUUGAAAAUUUUGAAAAUUUGUCCAUAGCAAAGUAUUAUUAGAAAACUUAAAUUAUGUUUUAAAAUGAGAUAAUGUUAACUCGAGUAACCCGAGUUUCUCCUAAAAGUUGUUGCGUAAUGUAACGUACGCAUAAUAGGAAAAUGUCAUUCGAUUAAUCUCGAAAUUGAAGAACGUUGCAUAUACGAUUUAAAAUUGUAUUAAAAGAAAUUUAAACGUAUAUUAAUCUGUAUUUAUUCAACCGAUUAUGUAUGGUCGAUGGCCAAUCACGUUGAACACGUGACAAUUUCGCAUUCAGGGUAAUAAUAAAUUUAUACUAUGUCCAUGAAAAAUCUUAUUUCACAAUCGCGGUAAUUAUUAAACCAAUAUUUUGGUUGAGACUUAUUACCGGUUUUCUUUAUAAUUUAUGUUCACGAAAAUUCAUCACAUUUUAUACGCAUAUUUAUAUUUCAUUUAUGAUUUCCCUAUAGCAGUUUUUAUAAAUUUAUAGAACAAACUAUAAAAACGAACGACUAUGUGGAUAUUAUGUUAAGGUAAUACAAAAAUCGUGGAAGUUUUUGACAAAUAAAACAACGAAUGUAGAAGAAAUAC
Molecule: messenger RNA, 4721 nt
Organism: Hylaeus volcanicus
Lineage: Eukaryota; Metazoa; Arthropoda; Insecta; Hymenoptera; Colletidae
Exons: 6
Coding region: 1877-3388 (503 amino acids)
Source: RefSeq, a predicted model, not a curated record